AUGUUGUUUGCCUCUUCAUUCUCCUCCACCUGCCCCGCCCCUGGCCCCGCCCCUUACCCCGCCCCUGGCUCCGCCUCCAUCUCUGAUAACUGCAGGCUUUGUUCUGGGUCCAGCUGGUCGUCUCGCUCUGCAUCUCUGGUCCUCGACCACGCGGUGGCGCUCAGCUCAGGGACGCUCCAGGCCAGGACCUGGCCUUUCCGCCACACGACCACCAGUCAGAAGAUCUCAGUCAGCUCACCGUUGGUUGAGCGGUGGGGGGCUCUGAGAGGCGUGGUGGGUGAGCUGCUGUCCCUCCUCUCUCCCCAGGACGGAGCCAUGCUCUGUGGGGAGGAAUCGUGCUGGCGGCCCCUGGAGCAGGCGCUCCACCGACUGGAGGGGCUGCAGGCGGACUCCCAGUGGACGGCCCUGCUGGAGGCCUGUGGCUCUCUGCUGUCGGCCACGGAGGGCGCCGUCCCCGACGACAACGUCCACAAGCUGAGGGUGGCGGACCUGGCGCUGGACGCCUGCGUGAACCUGGGCGUCUGGGGGAGGGCCCUCACCUACGGGCUGAAGACCCUGCCCGCCUACAGGCGGUACUACCCUGACCCCCAUCCGGCCCACGGCCUGCAGCUGAUGAGAGUGGGGAAGCUGCAUCACUACCUCGGGAACACCGAGGAGGCUAUGGACCUACUCAGACAGGGCUAUGAGAUCCUCAGGAUCACCCACGGUGAGGAGAACCCCCUGACCCAAAGGCUGUCCCUGAAGCUGGAGCAGUGUCGCGCUGAGAUCCGCCUCUCCUAGCUCGCUGUGGUCCAAUCCCGCGCUGAGAUCACCUCUCCUAGCUGGCUGUGGUCCAAUCCCACGCUGAGAUUACCUCUCCUAGCUGGCUGUGGUCCGAUCCCGCGCUGAGAUCACCUCUCCUAGCUAGCCGCCAUCCAGCGUUGAGAUUGACUUCGUAAUCGUCGACUUUAUUCAAGAUGUUUAUUUCAAUUUCCUCAUCUAUCAGGCCGACCACCUCAGAAAUGAUUUAUUUUUUUACAUAUUUUGCAGAGGUAGGUGUCUGCAUUUGUAGAAAAUAAUCUACACCAAUUACCCCUGUAAACCACUGUACAAUAAGGUGAUAUCUCUUCCAAACUUUUGAUUAAAAAAACCUGUCCCAA
Messenger RNA from Gadus macrocephalus (Pacific cod), 1139 nucleotides. RefSeq names its product histone-lysine N-methyltransferase SMYD3-like. The record is from RefSeq and is a predicted model, not a curated record. Bases 1 to 780 code for a protein of 259 amino acids. Gene Ontology annotation, molecular function: protein binding. The transcript is spliced from 6 exons. Lineage: Eukaryota; Metazoa; Chordata; Actinopteri; Gadiformes; Gadidae.